AGUUUUCUGCUAACUUCUCUGUUGUUGUCAACAUGACCGUAGGACAGAAUUAGGAUAACAGUGAUAAUGUUGUUCAAUUGUGGCAAAUAACUUUCCCGUUUAAAAUGUCAACAUACACAACUAUUCAGUUACCGCACUGGGAUGGUAACAACCUAAAAAUCCGCUUCGUAUACCUGGCAAAUAGAAGCUCAUUCAAAGUGACGAGCUGUCCUAUCGAGGGACCAAUGGUUCCUCUCUUUUUAGGGGCUGAUCUCUUCUCCAACACUGAAAUCCGUACAGAGAACCAUCCCCGGUAUCACGCAAAGUUUGCAAAGAAAGGAUUGGCAACAAAACUGCAUUUCUCUUCUGCUUUUAGAUUCCAUGGCCUGAGGGUUCCUACUGGCAGCAAUUGCCUAUGGUUCUACAGCAUCCAAGGUGUUUUUCGAGUGGCCUUUGAAAUGUACAAUAAACAAGAGCAGCUGUCUGUAUUGGAGAACUUUCAGGAGUUAUGGAAGUCCCGCCUAAAUGACAUUCCAUUAAAGAUGAACUACAGUCUCACUGUUCAGCUGGAUCCUCUGCCAUCCCAGGUCAUUGUGGACAUGUAUGACCAAGAAUUAAAGCUCAAACUGAUGUCUCAGAGCCUCCAAGGUAACCUACAUGAAGCUGUGGAUAUCCCCCAGACUGACACUGGCUCACCAGUGUUCACUUCAGCAGAUCACGAUUACUGCACACUCACAGAUAAGAGUUUGCUGGCACAGCCAGUCCACCUCUGUGCCUCAGUCUUAAGUAAGAAACUACAGGCCUUGGAGGCAAAGCUCAGCUCAGACCAAACUCUCGGGACCAACCAGCUGGAGACCAUCCUGCUUCUUUUGGAAAACAUUGAGCGCUGUGUGAGCAGGCCCCUGGAGGAAAGGGAUGUGGCAGAGACUGUAAUAACUCUGCUUGAUGCUCAGAAGUUGAGGUCUGUGUACUCCAGCCACUUGCUUUAUUCCAUAGGCCGCUGGCUUGGCCAGCAGUUUCAUGCGGCCAACAGCUGUAUCAGCCAGCAGGUAGAGGACUUCAAGGUGCGGCACAUAGAGAGAAUCACAGAUCUGCCACCUGCAGAGGAACUGGCCUCAGAACUGUUUCCAGAGGCAAUGCGAACUCUGCUACUCCACUGGAUGGGUCUGAGUAAUGAUUCAACCCUGUGGAAGAGACAAUGCGAGUACCCCAUUCUGCUACUAAUCCUGGAAUUUGCCAACCACAACCUUAUCACUGGUGUGGCACAUGUACUUUACUCAAGUCUUAAGGUUAAUUUAGAUCCACCUGAUUCGGAAGGUUUAGGUACAACUUCUUUUAUGUGAAUAAAGAUGCUGGGCACCAGCAAAAUCACAAGCCAAUCCCCAGUUAAGUAUAGUUUCCAAAGCAUUGUGAUGGUCCCACGUGGAGACAAAUCAAUGACACUUCUCAGGAUGGAUGGGGUGCAGUUCUCAAUUCAUGUAUCAUCUCACCUGCUUGUGACCAAAAGUGCUACAGCAUUGCCUUCAUAGCUUAGAACAGUGUUUCCCAAUCCUGGCCCUCAGGACCCAAAGGGGUGCAUGUUUUUUGCCAAAGCACUCACACA
Messenger RNA from Esox lucius (northern pike), 1582 nucleotides. RefSeq lists its product as uncharacterized. The transcript has 4 exons. The record is from RefSeq and is a predicted model, not a curated record. Bases 105 to 1322 code for a protein of 405 amino acids. Lineage: Eukaryota; Metazoa; Chordata; Actinopteri; Esociformes; Esocidae.